CUUGCCGCGAGAGCCGGCAGGUCUGGGACAUAGAAACGAGCAGAACGCUUGGUUCCGCCAGAAAGAGCGCGACCUUGAAUCUCGACGCGCGCGAAGUAUGACGCUCCGGCAACGCGCGCGCGCUGCUCGGAUCGCCGACCAGUGCGGGUUGCUAAUUUUCUGCCAGGCCGCAGCUGCGACCCGCGCAAGCGCGAAUCACAUCGACCCCGUCGAGCACCCCGCGUUCGAGCUGACCCUGAGCGAGCCUGGUGAGAGCGCCAUUGACAUUGACAGAUCGCUGGACGCUGUGAUGCAGCUUGAAAAUGUCAAGAGGCAUGCGCGGGACAGUGAGUUCGCAAAGCAGAAGAAGCGAUUGGUCGCGGCGGCGAGGGACGCCGUGCGGGACGCCGCCACGUCAACGGCAAGCUCUCGUUAAUGCUGGCGUGGGUUCGCCCUGACGUCUGGCAGCGCGGCGCCCAGCGGCGCCCUGGACCCGUCUGCCCGCGCGAGCGAGUGGCGCGCCC
Molecule: messenger RNA, 503 nt
Organism: Prorocentrum cordatum
Lineage: Eukaryota; Dinophyceae; Prorocentrales; Prorocentraceae
Source: the annotation of a GenBank genome assembly